CACUUUAUUUUGGCCAGCAUGAGCAGUUUGACCGAUGCCCAGAUAGAAGAGAUCCGGGAAGCUUUCCACCUGUAUGACACGGAAAGGUCAGGAUUUGUGACCAUCAGGCAGCUCGGAGGAGUUAUGCGGGCCCUUGGCGAGAUCCUUACCGAAGCGGAGAUAUAUAACCUGGCCAAUGAAACUGAUUUGGACUUUGGUGGCCAAGUACAAUUCAAGGACUUCCUAUAUGUUAUGUCUAAGCGGCUGGAGGAGCAAAACAGUCUUGUGUCCUUAAAGCAGGCUUUUAAGAUCUUCGAUCGCAACGAAGUGAACAGUUUUACGAUUUUGGAUAUUAGAGCGGUGAUGACCAAUCUGGGCGAAAAGAUGUCUGACAGUGAUCUGCAAGAGAUGUUCCAGGACAUUGAUAUGGAUAAAGAUGGAAAGAUAUCCUUUAAUGAGUUUGUUGCUGCCAUGCGAAGCUGAAUGAGAAAUUCCAAAUUGAAAGCAUUAAAUAAACACGAAC
Molecule: messenger RNA, 502 nt
Organism: Drosophila suzukii
Lineage: Eukaryota; Metazoa; Arthropoda; Insecta; Diptera; Drosophilidae
Biological process (GO): regulation of voltage-gated calcium channel activity
Cellular component (GO): cytoplasm
Molecular function (GO): calcium channel regulator activity; calcium ion binding
Source: RefSeq, a predicted model, not a curated record